This is a messenger RNA of Eptesicus fuscus (big brown bat), 512 nucleotides long. It is a transcript of the gene ATP5IF1, whose product is annotated as ATP synthase inhibitory factor subunit 1. Gene Ontology annotation, biological process: negative regulation of ATP-dependent activity. Gene Ontology annotation, molecular function: ATPase inhibitor activity. Gene Ontology annotation, cellular component: mitochondrion. The coding region runs from base 69 to 395 and encodes 108 amino acids. The transcript has 3 exons. The record is from RefSeq and is a predicted model, not a curated record. Lineage: Eukaryota; Metazoa; Chordata; Mammalia; Chiroptera; Vespertilionidae.
CCGUCAGCGCCGUUAGCGCCCCCGGGAGUCGGCACCUCUGCGUCCGGAGCUGCGCGGCACUGACAACCAUGGCCGUCUCGGCGUCGGCGGCGCGGCUGCGGCUCGGAGUGCGGGGAGUGAGGGCCAUGCAAGCCGGAGGCUUCGGCUGCGAACGGCCAGCUAAUUUCAGCUCGGACGCGGGCGCCAUCAGGGAAGCCGGUGGGACCUUCGCAAAGAAAGAGAAGGCCGAAGAGGAGCGAUACUUCCGAGAGCGGACUAAAGAACAACUGGCAGCCUUGAAGAAACACCAUGAAGAUGAGAUCACUCAUCAUAAAAAGGAGAUUGAGCGUCUGCAGAAAGAAAUUGAGCGGCAUAAGCAGAACAUCAAGAAACUGAAAGAUCAUACUGAUGAUUAAGUGCACGCAGUUCCCCAUAGAAUGGCUACAUAAUGUCCACCUCUAUGAAGACAUAGUUCUGGUAACUAAUAUCGUAUCUAUGCUGCCAACAGAUUAUAAUAAAUUGUGAUCAGUGAA